Messenger RNA from Musa acuminata subsp. malaccensis (wild Malaysian banana), 732 nucleotides. RefSeq lists its product as uncharacterized. Gene Ontology annotation, cellular component: mitochondrion; nucleus. Gene Ontology annotation, biological process: mitochondrion organization. The record is from RefSeq and is a predicted model, not a curated record. NCBI's taxonomy places the organism in Eukaryota, Viridiplantae, Streptophyta, Magnoliopsida, Zingiberales, Musaceae.
GUAUGUGGAUAUAAUAACCGCCCAUUCUUCUUCCAUUCAUUGAGAAAGUAGACAUCCCAAUCUUGUUCUUCCCCUGAUCGACGAUGCCUCGCCGAAGCUCUGGAGGACGCACUGCCCCUCGUCCAGUAAGGAACCUGCCGCAGCCAGCUCGCUCUGCACCACCACCAGCACCUGUUCAAGGAGGAUCAGCUCUUGGAGGAAUUGGUGCCACUAUAGCAGAUGGCAUUGCUUUUGGUACUGGAAGUGCUAUUGCACACAGGGCAGUUGAUUCUGUGCUUGGCCCUCGUACUAUUCAACAUGAGAUGGUUGCCCCUCCAGCCCCAGCAGCUACUGCAGCUCCGUUGAGCAGUUCUAUUGGCUCCGAUGCUUGCAAUACACAUUCCAAAGCCUUCCAAGAUUGCAUCAACAACUUUGGGAGUGAUAUCAGCAAAUGUCAGUUCUACUUGGAUAUGCUGAACGAGUGUCGCCGAGGCUCUGGUGGUGUUGUUGGCAUCUGAUAUAGCAGAAACACCACUGCUUAGUGGGACAGGAGUCUUCAUUGAUUUUGAUACUUUUGCUGUGGAACAUUGUGUAAUAUUUACUUGGAAUAAGGUGGUUCGUGACCGCUAUUUAAUUGCAAAGUUGGAAAAGGUUAGUGACUUUGUGUUGUUUUUAACAAUUAAUGUUUCCUGCUUUCGGUAUUUGUUCUUUUUAAAAUAAUGUGCAUACGUACCAGCAACAUGGAUUUCUGAA